Rangifer tarandus platyrhynchus (Svalbard reindeer) is the source of this 402-nucleotide messenger RNA. NCBI's taxonomy places the organism in Eukaryota, Metazoa, Chordata, Mammalia, Artiodactyla, Cervidae. The record is from the annotation of a GenBank genome assembly.
AUGCCCCCUCUAUUUGCCGCUUCCGAACUCAGGUACCGUCUCCGACUCGGCCCCCUGCGCCCGCUCAGUGUCACUGCCUCUCGCUCUGGGAAAAUGGCGGCUGACGGCGGCGGCCGCGGCGGCGGCGGCGGCCGCGGCGGCGGCAAGUGCACGGGGCCCGCCCGCCCCGCUCCGCAGGGGCAGAGGGGGAGGGGACGAAGCUGCCCGCCGCCAUUUUGCUUAUGGGCUGCCGCCCGUCGUUGCCUCUCCACGGAGGCUCGAAGACAGCCAACUGGAGGCAGAGCGGUCGACAGAAUCUCCGUCUAUUUCACAACAGAUGCAUUCAACAAUUCACCGAAGAUUACCCUACCCUUUUCCAGGUUACUCUUCACCACUCAGCUUGCAGAGCAAAGAGAAAUUUGA